Molecule: messenger RNA, 1661 nt
Organism: Cercocebus atys (sooty mangabey)
Lineage: Eukaryota; Metazoa; Chordata; Mammalia; Primates; Cercopithecidae
Gene: FOXB1
Product: forkhead box B1
Exons: 2
Coding region: 470-1447 (325 amino acids)
Biological process (GO): regulation of transcription by RNA polymerase II; anatomical structure morphogenesis; cell differentiation
Molecular function (GO): DNA-binding transcription factor activity, RNA polymerase II-specific; RNA polymerase II cis-regulatory region sequence-specific DNA binding
Source: RefSeq, a predicted model, not a curated record
AAGGCGAUUGUCAUAUGAUAGCUAAGAAGUGGCACAUUAAUGAAGCGCCGCUACGGGGGUCUUUUCUGCUCCUGUCACCGCUUAAAACUAUCAGAUGGUUCGAGGGAGGGCAUGGAGGCAGCCACCUAGCUCAGCCAAGACACGGAGCCCACAGUAGCGCCCUCCGGAGCCCUAAGACCUUCGCUGCCACCAUCCGCGCCGGGAGUCCUCAGCCGAGCUCGGCCGCCCGCAGGACGCUCCAGGAGCGUCGCGGACCGGGCGGCGCGGGACGCUGCGGGGCUGAGCUCAAGAGCCCAGGUUCGCGCCGAGUCCAACCGGACACGGACGCUGCGCGCGGAGAGCGCGCCGAGAGAGAAGCGGCGCGCUGCGGCGCCCUCCCGGAUGCGGACGCGCAACUUGAAGCAACUUUAAGAUCCGAGUAGUCCGCCGGCCCGCGCGGAUCCAGAGCAAGAAGAGGGCGAGGAAGAAGAUGCCUCGGCCCGGCCGUAACACGUACAGCGACCAGAAGCCGCCCUACUCGUACAUCUCGCUGACCGCUAUGGCCAUCCAGAGCUCUCCCGAGAAGAUGCUGCCGCUGAGCGAGAUCUACAAGUUCAUCAUGGACCGCUUCCCCUACUACAGGGAGAACACGCAGCGCUGGCAGAACAGCCUGCGCCACAACCUCUCCUUCAACGACUGCUUCAUCAAGAUCCCGCGGCGGCCAGACCAGCCAGGCAAGGGCAGCUUCUGGGCGCUGCACCCCAGCUGCGGGGACAUGUUCGAGAACGGCAGCUUCCUGAGGCGCCGCAAGCGCUUCAAGGUGCUUAAGUCCGACCACCUGGCGCCCAGCAAGCCAGCCGACGCGGCGCAGUACCUGCAGCAGCAGGCCAAGCUGCGGCUCAGCGCGCUGGCGGCCUCGGGCACGCACCUGCCACAGAUGCCCGCUGCCGCCUACAACUUGGGCGGCGUGGCGCAGCCCUCGGGCUUCAAGCACCCCUUCGCCAUCGAGAACAUCAUCGCGCGGGAAUACAAGAUGCCUGGGGGACUGGCCUUCUCCGCCAUGCAGCCGGUGCCCGCUGCCUACCCGCUCCCCAACCAGUUGACUACCAUGGGCAGCUCUCUGGGCACCGGCUGGCCACACGUGUAUGGCUCCGCCGGCAUGAUCGACUCGGCCACCCCCAUCUCCAUGGCGAGUGGCGACUACAGCGCCUACGGCGUGCCGUUGAAGCCGCUGUGCCACGCGGCGGGCCAGACGCUGCCCGCCAUCCCCGUGCCCAUUAAGCCCACGCCGGCCGCCGUGCCCGCGCUCCCUGCGCUGCCAGCGCCCAUCCCCACCUUGCUCUCGAACUCGCCGCCCUCGCUCAGCCCAACGUCCUCACAAACAGCCACCAGCCAAAGCAGCCCCGCCACCCCCAGCGAAACGCUCACCAGCCCGGCCUCCGCCUUGCACUCGGUGGCUGUGCACUGACCCGCAGGAGCCGACGCCCCCUCUCGUUCUCCUCCCCACCACCUCACUCGCCUUCCCUGGCUCCCAGCCCUGCCCGCCGCAACCUGGAACCGCCACCCUAACUUAUCCCUUUCGCCUUCGGCCAACCCGUCUUGCCCCAAGAGAACUUUGUUUUGGAUCCAGGAGACAAAACACAAACUUGCAGAUGGGCCAGGAGGCGCGUAGGAGUUGUCCU